AUGCCACGAAUGCCGAAUCUAGCGUGCCGAAUCCGCCCAUCUCGCGAAGGUUGUCGAAGCAUGCAAGCGCUGCGAUCCGUGGUGCGGCCGCGGCUGAUCGCGCGCACCUUCUCGUCGUCGUCGGCGCCACCGACCUUUGACAUCCAGUCCUUUGGCAGUUCGUUCGAGCGCGCGUACGAGGACCGCGACCGCUUCUACCGCUGGGACGAGGACGAGCUCUUCAAGCCCGACAUGUCGUUUGUGAAGAAGGCCAUGUCGUUCGCCUUGCUGCACCAUGCGUUUCCGUCCUCGGGCUUGGAUAUGCCCGACUUCAUCGACGGCGCGCAAGUCGCGCUGGACCUGGUACUUCACACGAUCUACACGCCGGAAUUCCAGACCUACGUGCGCGAUACCUCGGUCACGUCGCCACCCGUGGAGCUGCUGAAAAGUGUCAUGUCACCCGAGUGCUUUGAUGCACUCGUCGCCGACUACAAGCGAACACCGGUGCGGCCCAACACGACGGUCGAGCUGCAGCAGCUCGACGUGCACAGCGGGCAGUUUAGCCGGCUGCUCCUUGACGGCCAGCAGAUGAAGCUCAUGCUCUCGGUCUUGUACCACACGACCGAGCACUUGGCGACGACCGAAGCCGGCGCCGCGACGACGACCGAGGCCCGGGAUUCGUACUGCCAAUGGACCUUUGCGACGAGCAUUGCGGACCCGGACAAGAUCGAAUGGGAGCUCAUCGAUAUGUUUGACGACGACAUUUAG
This is a messenger RNA of Saprolegnia diclina VS20, 747 nucleotides long. RefSeq lists its product as hypothetical. Lineage: Eukaryota; Oomycota; Saprolegniomycetes; Saprolegniales; Saprolegniaceae. The record is from RefSeq and is a predicted model, not a curated record. The transcript has a single exon. The coding region runs from base 1 to 747 and encodes 248 amino acids.